Molecule: messenger RNA, 1845 nt
Organism: Cimex lectularius (bed bug)
Lineage: Eukaryota; Metazoa; Arthropoda; Insecta; Hemiptera; Cimicidae
Product: zinc finger protein 62-like
Exons: 11
Coding region: 1-1362 (453 amino acids)
Biological process (GO): regulation of transcription by RNA polymerase II
Cellular component (GO): chromosome
Molecular function (GO): chromatin insulator sequence binding
Source: RefSeq, a predicted model, not a curated record
AUGGCCCAUGCCUUCCAGAUCCUCACGAUGCCGUUGAAACAGUUUCAGUGCGACGGCUGCCCGAGAAGGUACAUGAACAAAAGGUCGCUGUACAACCACAGAAAGUACGAAUGCGGGCGGAAACCGCCCAUCUGGUGUCCCCACUGCGAAUACUAUUCGUUUCUCCGUUCUCUCUAUUUAAUCGUGUCAAUCCCUUUCUUUUUUUUAGGCAAAUUUCAUCGAUGCGAUAUUUGCAAUAAGGUAUACAAGAACGAGAAGAGCCUCAAGAGGCACAAGAGGUACGAGUGCGGAGUCGAUCCCCAGUUCUCCUGCAUCCACUGCGAUUACAAGUCGAAACAGAGGGUCUCCUUGAUGAGGCACAUCGCUUGUCGGCACACUCCGGGAUUUUCUUUUUUAAGAAAGUACAAGAAAAUGGCCGGUACUGGAAGAAAUUCGAGUGUGGAGUCCAAGGAAUUUCACCCUUGCGAUGUCUGCAUGAAACGUUACAAGAGCACGAGGAGCCUGCAGAGGCACAAGAAGUACGAGUGCGGAAUCGAACCCCAGUUCCUCUGCACAUAUUGCGACUACAAAUCAAAGCACAAAGACAAACUUCAUUAUUGCGAUAUUUGCAUGAAACGUUUCAAGAGCUCGAGGACCCUGCAUAGGCACAAGAAGUACGAGUGCGGAAUCGAACCCCAGUUCCUCUGCACAUAUUGCGACUACAAAUCAAAGCGGAAAAGUAGCAAGGUACAUGGCUGGUACAGGAAGAAGUACGAGGUGAAGUCGAACCCAUGUUCUUCCUAUGUUCAUUACAAACUUCAUCAUUGCGAUAUUUGCAUGAAACGUUUCAAGAGCUCGAGGACCCUGCAUAGGCACAAGAAGUACGAGUGCGGAGUCGAACCUCAGUUCCUCUGCACACAUUGCGACUACAAGUCGAAGCAGAAAGGAUUUAGUACUAAGUCCUCAGUGAAAAUUGGUGGGCGGAAUGUUCAGCAUUUUUCUUCUUCAGCUUUAUGUUUUUUUCUGUUCUUUAACAUAUCGAUUCGUUAUUUUUUAGAUAAACGACAUCAUUGCGAUAUUUGCUUGAAACGUUACAAGAGCACAAGGAGUCUGAAAAGGCACAAGAAGUACGAGUGCGGAGUCGAACCCCAGUUUCUCUGCAUGUAUUGCGAUUUCAAGUGUAAACAGAAAGGAAAAUACUAUGUAUGCGAUGUUUGCUUCAAUAGAUACAAGAAUAGGUGGAAUCUUAAAAGACACAAGAAGUACGAGUGCGGAGUCGAACCCCAGUUCCCGUGUCCGCAUUGCGAGUACAAGUCUAAGCAGAAAGGACAUCUGAAAAUUCACAUCGCCCGUCGCCACACGCCCAAAACUCCACCAACUUAAGACGUUUCAAUUGAAAACGAAGGAAUACGCUCAGGCUUCAUGCAGAGCCAGGGCAAAUUUCAAUGCUUGCUGGAUCCGAAAGAUCUAGUGUCACUGGAAGUCCAAAUCCGACUGGAGGGGUCUCAAAUCACAUAUUAUUUUUAUCUCAUUGACCUUAAAAAAAAGUAUUUUCCAUGUAAAUAAUUCAAUAAUUAUCUGAUAUAAUUAGUAGGAAAUAUAUUGAUUUAUUCUCGUAAGGCUUUUCUUUAAUUUUCCUUCACUGUGGGUAACGACAUGGUUUUUCUCAUUAGAGAAAGAGCGUGGGAAAAAAACGAGAUAAAGCGUGGUAAUUUUGGAUUUCUUAGGUGAGAAUCGGCGUGUGGAAGGUUUCUGAUAUUCUCUUUUUAGAUUUUAUUUUAUUACAUUGUCGAUACUUUUAUUUUAUUUAUUAUUAUUUUUUAGACAAACCUCAUCAAUGCGAUGUUUGCGCGAAACGGUACAAGA